AGGAUUUUUGAUUUCGUAGGAAUUCACUGUUUUACUUUGCUUAACAGUAAUAAUAAAAGAUAUUCCGUAAAAAAGUGGAGAGAGGGAGAGAGAUUGACAGUCUGCCUUAACUUUGUUGAAUUUUGGCAUCAUCUUUAUUUUGUUCUUGUGGUUUCUGGAGUUGCAGUGUCUAUGAGGCUGUUACGUGGGUUUUGUCAGCCAACGAGUGGUCGAAAUUGCUAACCUUCUCUUCUCUAAUGGCAAUCCUCUCCAAAUCUUUAUGAAAAUAGAGAAAUUUGAGAUGCCAAAGGGAAAAUUCAAAUAUCAACAAUCUAUAAUUAUAUUCUUUUGUUGUGACUGGCUUUGACUGACUUCUUGUUUCAUCGUUAGUAGCAACAUGGAAUUUGGAUCAAAGAAAACAUGGAAGUCAAUAGUGCCUUCCUAUUUGAAAGGCAAAUCAGCUACCCAUUUUUGUAUGUUCUCCAAAGUGAAGCCAGCUGGUUAUGGUCCAGGCAAUACACCGGUUUAUCUCAACGUGUAUGACUUGACACCUAUGAAUGGCUAUGUCUAUUGGGCUGGCUUUGGUAUUUUUCACUCUGGUGUGGAGGUUCAUGGUGUAGAAUAUGCAUUUGGAGCUCAUGAUUAUCCAUCUAGUGGUGUCUUUGAGGUUGAACCCAAACAAUGCCCAGGCUACAAGUUUAAAAAGUCAAUACUCAUUGGGACUACAUGCUUGGACCCUUUACAGGUUAGGGAAUUCAUGGAGACCCACUGUGCAAACUACUAUGGUGACACAUAUCACUUGAUUGUCAAGAACUGCAACCAUUUCUGUAAUGACAUUUGCUACAAGCUGACUGGGAAGCGAAUUCCAAAAUGGGUAAAUCGCCUGGCAAAAAUAGGUUCAGUCUUCAGCUGUGUGCUGCCUGAAUCCCUUAAAAUUUCUUCUGUGCGACAUGAUCCCAGUUACCAUCCAUAUGACAGCGAGAAGAGAAGGCUAAGAGGUUCCUUCAGUUGCUUGUCUUCGAUCUCAAUGAGGCAAAGACAGUUGUCAACAUCGUCGUUGUUUCUACAGUCUCCAUUAAAAGGCUGCUUACCAUCAUGGGAAUUGAGAAGGUUCAGGAAAGAUGUAGCUGCCCUUCACAAUUAUAAGCAGUAGAAGGAUGAGAACACUAAAAAAUUUCAACUGUAGUCAUCAUCAUUAUAGGCAAAACCAAAUAGCUGCAGAUUCUGGAAAAGAAUUAUGGUUGCAAAUUCUGGUGGAAUCGAGGAGGUUAUUCCCAAGCCAACGGGAAAAAAAAGCCGGUUCUCUUUCGUGCUCUCAAGGAUGAAUUUUUGGUUGAUCUGAACCAAACUGUUGUUGAUAUUUUGAAGGUUCUUUGUUUUUUUUUUUUUCGUGGUUAAACCUCCUCUAAAUGUGGAUUAAGGGGGUGGGACAGGAAGACGACAGCCGUGACACGUAAUUCAUUUGUGAUUCUGUCAAAUUUAUUAUUCUUUUUUUGCAAGUAAGCUUUGGCAUGAUCCAAUUGAAAGCAGUCCAUUCAUUC
This is a messenger RNA of Cornus florida, 1520 nucleotides long. RefSeq names its product deSI-like protein At4g17486. Gene Ontology annotation, molecular function: deubiquitinase activity. Gene Ontology annotation, biological process: protein deubiquitination. The transcript is spliced from 6 exons. The coding region runs from base 377 to 1132 and encodes 251 amino acids. The record is from RefSeq and is a predicted model, not a curated record. Lineage: Eukaryota; Viridiplantae; Streptophyta; Magnoliopsida; Cornales; Cornaceae.